GGAUUCUAACACCUGCAAUUUGAUAAUAACUCAAGCAUAACAAAAAAUGAAUAACAAUCGCUAUCAAUAAGUUUUAGACGACUGACCCAGUUAAAAGAGAGAGAGGAGGGAGAGUGUGUGUGUGUGGGGGGGGGGCAAUAAUGGCAUGUUGAGAUCCAAUAUCUAUCUAUAAAAACCAAGGCUCUCUAAUAUUGAAUCUCAUUCUCCUUCGUUGUCCACCAAAAUCCAAUUCCAAAUGGAUCGACUGGGAUUCGUAAUUGAAGCAUCCGAAGCCCAAUCCAUGGCAGAAGCUUCGGGCCUCAGUCUGACCCAAUUGCUCCCAUCUCUGGUCAACUCCGCCCAAACCCUUGCCCGUCCACCUAUUUCCAACUUCCACGUCGCCGCCGUCGGCCUCGCACCUUCGGGUCGGAUCUUUGUCGGAGUCAAUCUUGAAUUCCCGGGUCUCCCUCUCCACCACUCCAUCCACGCCGAACAGUUCCUUCUCACCAACCUCUUCCUCAAUGACGAAACCCACCUCCACUCAUUCGCCGUCUCCGCCGCCCCCUGCGGCCACUGCCGCCAAUUCCUCCAAGAACUUCGCGGAGCACCCGACAUCCAACUCCUCAUAACCUCGGAUCCGAACCGAGAAUUCACAGCCUUAUCCCACUUUCUCCCACACAGAUUCGGACCCCACAACCUUCUCUCCCAAGAUUCUCCUUUUCUGUUGGAGCAACAUCACAACAGGUUAACGCUUCUCACAACAACCCAUCAACAAUAUGAAUAUGAACAUGAACACGAACACGAACACGAACACGCUGAUUCAUCGUCACUACCCAAUGGCGUUUGCAAUGGUCACGCGCUUGAUGAAAAGUUGAAGUUUGUGGCUUUGGAAGCUGCCAACAAAUCUCACGCACCCUAUAGCGAUUCUCCCUCAGGUGUGGCUCUCGUGGAUUGUGGUGGAAACGUGUAUAAAGGCUCUUACAUCGAAUCUGCAGCGUUUAACCCCAGCUUGGGGCCCUUGCAGGCGGCGUUGGUUGCCUAUGUCGCCGGCGGCGGCGGCGAUUAUGACCGGAUUGUGGGUGCAGUGUUGGUGGAGAAGGAUGAAGCUACGGUCAAACAAGAACAAACUGCGAGGUUGUUGCUGCAUUUGAUUUCGCCAAAUUGCCAGUUCAAGACAUUCCUUUGUUGCUGCUCUCAGCCUUCACCCUAAUCGUACCACAGAAAAAAAAAAGGAUUGUUGUUUUGUCUCAGUGGAAUAUUCAGUGGUAAACUGAAUCUGACGCUCAUGGAUGACCAAUGGAUGGCGGUAUAUAAUAAUAAUAAUCCCUCAUUAUAUGUCUUUUGUGGUUGAAAUAUUAUAAUGAAAACGUUUUUAAUUCUAAUUGCAUUGAUUUACUUUUAUAUAAUUAUAAUUUUAUCACAUUAAUACA
Messenger RNA from Gastrolobium bilobum, 1409 nucleotides. Its product is annotated as cytidine deaminase 1-like. Lineage: Eukaryota; Viridiplantae; Streptophyta; Magnoliopsida; Fabales; Fabaceae. The coding region runs from base 236 to 1189 and encodes 317 amino acids. The transcript has a single exon. Gene Ontology annotation, molecular function: zinc ion binding; cytidine deaminase activity. The record is from RefSeq and is a predicted model, not a curated record. Gene Ontology annotation, cellular component: cytosol.